Messenger RNA from Phycodurus eques (leafy seadragon), 1423 nucleotides. It is a transcript of the gene cln5, whose product is annotated as CLN5 intracellular trafficking protein. Gene Ontology annotation, molecular function: hydrolase activity, acting on glycosyl bonds. NCBI's taxonomy places the organism in Eukaryota, Metazoa, Chordata, Actinopteri, Syngnathiformes, Syngnathidae. The record is from RefSeq and is a predicted model, not a curated record. The transcript has 4 exons. Gene Ontology annotation, cellular component: lysosomal membrane; lysosome. Bases 136 to 1122 code for a protein of 328 amino acids. Gene Ontology annotation, biological process: lysosome organization.
GUCGAUGUUUUCGUCUUUCGUGAUUUGAACUAGUCAACAAAACCACGUGACCAGCAUUGCGGAAGUACUGCAUGCUGUCGAUAGAAGAGCAGAAUGAGAAGAGGCCACCUCUUGUCCGCCUUUUAAGCUGCAAACAUGCCUCGCUCGGAGAUCCGUGUGUGUUUCUUCGUCUCGUUGGCCUUUCUUCACGUCGCCAACGCAUUCAAGAAUCAAACGUGGCCGGUGCCGUACAGACGCUUCGACCAUCGGCCCGAAGCGGACCCUUACUGUCAAGCUCUUUUCCCGUUCUGUCCCACCGGCGACCGAGACGGCCGCAUUCCCUACAUGAAGGACGCUGACGUCGUUUCGGUGUAUCGCCUGCAGACUCCCGUCUGGGAAUUCAAGUACGGAGACGUCCUGGGAAAACUCCGCAUCAUGCACGACGCCGUCGGCUUCAGCAGCGCCGAGACGGGGGCCAACUACACCGUGGAGUGGUACGAACUCUUCCAGCUGGGAAACUGCACCUUCCCGCACCUCCGACCGGACGUCUUCGCCCCCUUCUGGUGCAACCAGGGGGCCGCGUGCUUCUUUGACGGCAUCGACGAUUUCCACUGGGCGCAGAACGGAACCUUGGAGAAAAUAGGAGAAAUCAGCGGCAAUCAGUUUAACGAUCUGGCCCGGUGGGUGCGCGACGACAACACGACGGGCAUCUACUACGAGACGUGGACGGCGCGGUCCCACCCGGGCCCCGACGCCACCGUGUGGUUCGAGUCGUACGACUGCUCGCAGUUCGUGCACCGCGCUCACCGCAAGCUGAGCGCGCUGGGGGCCAAACUGUCCAGCCGCUCCCAGACCAACUACACCAAGAUCUACCUGUACAGCGGAGAGCCCGCCUACCUGGGCAACGACAGCGCCAUCUUCGGCCAGCCGGCGCUCAAGAACCUGGCGACGGAGAUCCGGGACUUUUACGAGGUCUUCCGACCCCACCAGUCCCUGGCGGAGUUCGCCUUGAGCGUGCUGCGGGCUUACAAGAAGGUGGUGAUGGACAAACGCUUCUACUUGUACUACAACUUUGAGUACUGGAGGCUGCCCAUGAAGCCUCCCUACGUGGGCAUCCUAUACGAGGAGGUGCCUUUGCCUUAAAACCGACAACCGGGAGACAAUUAUUUUUAUACCGUAUACUAUGAAAAACGAUCCCCCCCGUUAAAAGUUAAUAUAAAACGUAUGUUCUGAAGAACGAAAUGUCCGUUGCAAAGCAUCCAUUCACAAAUGUUUAUUAGCAAACGAUCACAUGUCCAAAGGUCGUGUUCAAAUCUCAAGACAGGCGAGCAGUACAGCAAAGCAGACGACGCGUUUCAAGGACAGUUGACGCUCCGAACUAAGCAACUUACCGGAUCAACCUGUCAACAUGGAAAAACAAACUUUUUUUUUGUAGCAAAUAAAA